UGCGCUUUUUGUUUUUGUUUAUAAAGAAAAAUAAUAAGAGAAUUGUGAAUUAAAUGUUAAAAUCAUGGCGUCCAGCAUGUGAGGACUAGAGCAAAAAAAUGUAUGCAAAGCUCCUCCUACCGCUCCUUGUUGGCAGCAUUGCUUUUGUCGUCCAAUUGCAGCAACCACAGCUGCAGGUGCAGGCCCAGACCCAUGUCCAGGCGGUGGGGCUGUGUCCCAAGCGUUGCAGUUGCAAGAACAUUUCGGAAAACAUUCAAUCGCUUCGUGUGCGUUGCGAUGAUCAGCAUAUUGUCAACUGGAAGGAGCUAAGCUUCGGAGAUGAGGCCCAGAUUAUAGUUAGCAUUAAUGCCAGCAAAAAUGCCAUAGCCCAUAUUGAUGCAGAUGAUUUCAAGAAUUUUACGGAGCUGAAACGUUUGGAUUUAUCCUCGAAUCUAUUGACUGAGCUGGACAAUGAGACUUUUGGUGGCAGUUUGGCAAAUGUGGAGCGACUGAAAUUGGCCAAUAAUACCAUAAGUCACAUUUAUGAGGGAGCAUUUGAAUUAAUGCCCAAGCUGAAGCAACUUGAUUUGUCUAAUAAUCCCUUGGCCUGCGAUUGUGGAUUAAUUUGGUUAAUUGCCUGGUCCAAUGCCAGAGAUGUGCGACUUCAGCCGGCACCUAAAUGUGAAUCUCCAGUAGUAUUUCGUGGAAUGCCGCUCAAGAAGCUUAAGGUGGGCAACGAUUUCCACUGUGAAUCCCAAUUGCAGCCGCUGCUCGAGCUAGAGCCAAGCCAGAAUCAAGUUGCCUUUGAGGGCGAUGAAUUGCAAUUGAAAUGCUUUGCUCCUCGUGUGGCUGUGGGAGCGCCCAGAGAGUCUGAAGAUUUACCCACACGAGCCUAUGUCUUUUGGGGCUGGUCAGAUCGUAUACGCAGCCGAAACUCUACUGAAGAUAUUAUCUACAGGGAUCCAACGAAAAUAUUUCCCGAUGUCAAUCUGGAAACACGGCAUUCCACGGACUCGGGCAUUCUUAAAUCAAUACUUCGCAUCUCGAGUCUAACACAGAAUCACACAGGUAUGUGGGAUUGUACUCUCCGGUCCCAGCAAGCGAAUCUCUCGCAAUCAAUUGUUCUCCAUGUGGUGGCUAAGGACACAUUGUACUGUGAAGCCAAAGUGGUACACACCAAUAAGGGUGUCUAUCACUGGCCACGCACGAUGCGCGGCGAAACUGUGGUGCAAGAGUGCGUAGAGGAACCGACCGAUGUGGCAGAGCAUCGAAGAGCCUCACAUGAGUGCAGUCCGGCCGGCGAAUGGCUGAAUCUCAAUACCGAGAGCUGUGUCUAUGUAAGUGAGACUACUCGUAUUCUGGAGCAAUUCGCUAAGGUCAAUCUAACGCUGACCAAAGGCCAAAAUGCAUUAGAGAUUGCUCGUCGAUUACAUAACUUCACCCAAAUGCAGACGCAAUUGCAUAAGAUCCGUGAUCCUAUGGAUUUGGAGUAUAUAGCUCGAACGCUUAUCAAAUAUCUAGAUCAAUCCAUGGAGAUGCAGGAGAUAAGUUCUCUGCUCUUGGACAUCGUGUCGCAGUUAAUGAAUUUGCCCAGUCAGCUGUUUCAACAAGCUCAGCGGGAGCAAGGGUCAGGUCAGAAGCUUCUACGUGUCGUAGAGAUCUCCUCCAUGCGUAUACAAGAGGAACAGCAACAAUAUGCAGAUGGUAUUGCUCCACCCUAUAACUGGCAGCCACGUAAUAUAUUUGUCGAAUUCUUCAACAUUAGCCUGGAAUCGUUUUCCAGUUUGUCGUGCGUUUGGUUGGAAGAGCAACCCAGCCCCCGGGGAUUUCAAUGCAAUAGCUCUAAUGAUACCAUACCCAUGUAUGAGCUGGGCGAUAUCGAUGCAGCGAUUCAAUUGCCCUAUAAUGCCAUUGCCAGCAAUGUGUCCCUCAAUUUUAAUGGCAGUCCGAAGCAUUUACGUUUGAUGUUCGCUUUGCAUAGGAAUGGCAAAUUGUUGCCUCAACUGAAGGAUAAUGAAUCUCUAUCAUCGGCCAUAAUAGGAGCUGCCGUGUAUGGGCAUGAAGGAUUAAUACAUUCUCUGGAGACACCAGGAAAUGGGGCCCCAUCGGAUUUCGAAGAGGAUAUCUAUCAGCAACGUAUAACCAUUAUGCUACGAGCUCAUCCGUAUCACAGUGAAGUGAGUGCUCCACGGCCUGCUUGGUGGGAUCCAGAGUUACAGCAAUGGAAUCCUCAGGUAUGCCAACAGCAUUAUCAACAUCGCACUCUGGUGAUGUUCAGCUGUAAUCGGCUGGGUUACUUUGGACUGCUGCAGAGUAGAGCACAUUUAAAUGAUUUUCGCAGCGAGGAGGCCGGUGCUCGUUUCCAUCACCCGCCAAUGGCCAUCUAUGCUGGGUGUUCGGUAUUAUUCGCCUGCCUUGCAUUUAACAUUGUCACCUUUGUGGUUUUUGGCUAUGCCAUCAGAAUCAAUCGUGAGCAGAGACAUGCUCUGGUCAAUACGUGGUUAGCUCUGGCCGCUCUCACAUUGAUCUUUGUUUUGGGCAUCUAUCAGACAGCCAGUCAGAUGCAUUGUCGUUUCUUUGGCCUUAUGAUGCACUACCUUAGUCUGUGUGUACUGUUGUGGGUGAGCGUUAGCCUGAGCAGUAUGUACAAAAGAUUAACCAAGGGCACUUCGAUAUCGAGCCAGGGCGGCGAGUCUGUCGAUGCGGCAGCUGCAAUGACGCCGCAACAAAGACAACGAAAACCCAUAUUGGGUAUCUAUCUGGUGGGCUGGGGCAUUGCCUUGCUCAUCUGUGGCAUUAGCAGUGCCGUCAAUCUGGCCGAAUAUGCGGCCUAUAGUUUCUGCUUCCUUCAUAGUGCAACCACAAUGAAUGCGGUUCUUGUGCCCGCAAGUAUUCUCUUGAUUUUUUGUGGAAUACUCGCCUUGUGCAUUUACUAUCAACUUAGCCAACAAGCUGUGAAUGUUUUGCAGUUGCAACAGCAUCAGAAUCAUCAUCAACAACAUCUCCAGCAACGUCAAUAUACACAGGCCACCGAGCAUAUUGAUUUGGAUUGGCUAGAUGCCAAUGGAAGUGCCCGCAAAGAUCUGGCCAGUAGUCUGCAUUUGCAGCAGCAACAGCUGCAGGAGCAAUACAGCACAUUAAGUAAUCCAUUGAGCAGCAUUGUCGAUGAUUAUGAGCGUUCCAAUAUGUCACAUCUUCGUGGACAUUUUAUAUUUCUUGUCCUCUAUGCAAUUGCCUGGAUAUCGGCUGCCCUUUAUGUGCAAAGUGCUGGCCAAGAGCAAAUAUUUGUUGUAAGCUUUCUAUGCGCUUGCGUGUGUCUUGGUCUGUUCCUUCUGGUCUUUUACAAUAUGAGUCGCAUGGAUGCACGUCAGGCUUGGGCACAGCACAGCCAAAGGCAACAGAGACGUCGUCAGGCCAAGCAUCAGAUUAUGUCCAUGUCGUAUAACAACACCAACACUGUGGGCAGCAGUCAACGCAGAUGUUCGCCAAGUCAAGCCGGAGCAAUGAUCAGUAAUUCCAUAGUGGCUUAUAAAGCAAAUCCCGGACCUGGAGCUGGUGGCAGUUUAUAUGAGGCAGCCAAUAAUUCGGCUGGUUCUCGUUCCAAUAGUCAAUGUUCGCGUAGCAUGCGCAGUCAGACAAGAAGUCAAACGAGAAGUCAGCAGCAGCAGCAACAGGAACAUCAGCUCCUAGGUGGUGUGCCACCACCUGGUAGUGGUGGUGGCGGUGUGACCAUUAUCAACAACACCAAUUCCACAAAUCAACAGAAUGUUGUGGUGCCGCCUCAUAGCCUAAAUGCCUUGAUGCAUGGCUCGCAGCAUGAUUUGAUACCAUCGGCGGAAAUCUUCUAUAAUCCCAAUCAAAUCAAUGUGGCCCGCAAGUUCUUUAAGAAGCAAAAACGAUUGGCCAAACGGAACAAUUUCGAAUUGCAGCGUCAGACCAUGCCGCAGCAUAUGCAGCAAAUGCAGAGCCAUCACAGUCUAAGCGAUGCCAGCUCGGAGCAAUUGUAUAGUCGUCAUCAUAAUGCCAUGACCCUGCUAGCUGGCGGUAGCAAAGUGAAUAACACCAAUUUGCAUUACAAACCACAGCAGACGCCUCCAGGUGGUUCCAAUCUUCAUUUGAUGCCCAAUAAAAUGGAAAACGUCAAUACUGAAUCUUUGCAGUUCAAGAGAUUUGUCCCAGCCACAAAGAUUAUGCAGGCCAAUAUCUAUACGAAUAUACCAGAGACUCUAACGCCUCAGCAUGAGGUCAUCAAACUGAGAAACAGAACCCGUACACCCUCCCUGCUAGAUGAAACGCUGCACGAACAGGAUGACGACGACGAUGAGGUCGACGAAGAAGAUGACGAUGAUGAGGAGGUGGAAGUAGAAGUCGCUGUUGUCGAGGAGGAAGAGGAGGAAAUAAUCGAAGAACUGGGACAUGGAGAGAAUGAUAUCGAUGAUGCCAGCUCCCUGGAUGAGCAUGCUCCAUUGUAUGCGAAUACUGUUGCCACAGCUGGCUCGAAUCUACUAUUCUCUGGACAAGAUCGUGGGCCUAUAAGUAGCUCAACGCCGGUUAAGCAACCCAGCUUAGAGGCCAUGAAUAGCUUGGGGCUGCCAGAGCCACCACCAGCCGCACCAACGACCAACAGCCAAGAGGAACCACUGCUUCAGAAGCAUGAGAUUUAUGUGUCCAAUUCGUUGCAAGUGACCACCAGCAAUAGUAUACGUUUGGAUGAAGAUUUUCCCAGUGUCCUCAUACGCUUUAGUCAGCUGCAACAGCAAUCCAAAUCGUUGAACAAUAUUAGCGAGAUGCUCGGCACAAAUGGUGGGGCAAAUUCUGUUGGAAAUUGUGCAGAUUCUGAAGAUCCCACAAAUAGAAAUGCAGAUCCCCUGCAAUCGUCAGCUACCAAUUUGUUGCUGCAAGAUCAACAGCAGCGUCCUCUGAUGUACUCCUGUUCCAGCAGCAAUCUCAGUCAACUAAAGUCCAACACCGGCAACAAUGAUGUCGAUAAUGUACGUCUUCUUUCUGCUAGCCCCACCAAUGAGAGUGAUCUUAACUAUCAAAACUCAGAGAUUAGUAUACGUAGUCAUGGCCUCUAUGCGCCACAGGCCGAUAAUGAUCUAAAUCUAACAUUGACAGACGAUUUUCGUUGCUAUCAGUCGUCCAAUGCCAGCGAUGCCGAUGCCGAUAUGGAUGUUCUACAGGAAUUCGAUGAUGAAUUUGUGGCCACCAAUGGUGGUGAUAAACGAACAGAGCAUGACCAUCCUGAACAUGAUCAGGACACAUCCUUAGAUGAAUUAUAUGAGGCGAUCAAGUGUCGUAGUCCACUGAGAAGUAGUAAACAAGAGAAACUGACGACGGCGGGGCCAACUGUUGGAGAAAGGGAGAUUUUGAGCAUCAAUAAAGAGGAGACACCUAUUAAGAGCAGUCAUCAUCAACAACAGCAACAGCAACAUCUUCACCAUCAUCAUCAUCACCAUCAUCAGCAUCAACAUCAUGAUAAUCUCAACGAAACUGUCGAAGAUGACAGCAGUCAGAGCAGUGUGAUUUCAUACAUCGAUCCUAGAGCAACAAGCAGCACAAGCAACACCAACGAUUCUCGCAACUAUCCUAGUUAGCUGUCCUAAAAUAAGAUUUUUAAUACUGUAUAUAUAGUCACAUAUAGAAUCCAGGCCCGCCGUUUAUCUAAAUCAAUACUCCUCUGUCAUCCAAAGUUCGAUUUACAUCAUCCUCAUGCAGAGAAUUUAUAUAUUUUCUCUAUUUUACAUUUAUUUGGACUAGUAUUAUUAUUAUAAUUAAUACUUUGAUUUUUAAAUGCCUGCAUUUCAUUAUUUUUUUGUGUAUUCAAUUGAGAUUAUUUUGAAAUCCUCAAAUUUAAGUUAACUGCAUAUAUCCCAUCUGUUACCCUAAGAGCACAGGGUAUCCACAACAGAGUAAAAGUUAAGAAAAAUCAAAUUAGAAGAUAUAAGUUAGCUGAUUUCUUUAGUUCCUAGAUAUUAUUCACAUGAAUUAUAUUAUAUAUACACAUGCGCGGAAAGGGAAAGAGUCAUUGGGUAAAAAUUUAUCAACAAAAUGUGAAUGAAUUUGGUAUUUUUGAUAAAUUUUUGUUUCUACCUUUAAAGACUUCAUUCCCUUUCAACGUCAUGAUCUAAUCCAUACAUCGAUUUUAGCAUAGUUUUUAAUUUAACUGAAUAGAAUUUGAAUUUGACCGGCAUAUUUAUUGAUCUAUUAUUCAAAAAUGUUCUUGAAAUUCUGUAAAUUAUAUGAAUUAAUAUAUUAAAAACUCACCAUCAAGCUUUGACCAUGAAAACAAAAAACCAAGCAGUAAAAGAAAAAAAAAUUAAUAUAUCUGCGAAAGAACAAUUUUAUGAACAAAAUAAACAAGCAAUUUGUUGUUCUUUUUUUUUUCUUUUGUAAAAACAGAUUACAAAUAUUUAUUUCGAUUUAUAUAUAUAUAUAAUAUUUGAACACAGUUUUUGUAACAACUAUAUUUGCUGCCUGGAGGGCCCUUCCAUCAAGGAUCAAAAGGGCAUUCUACAGCAUAGUUUUGUAAUAAUAAAUAUUUGAUAAAUUUGUAGUUUGUA
Drosophila willistoni is the source of this 6542-nucleotide messenger RNA. RefSeq names its product adhesion G protein-coupled receptor A2 (gene Remo). Gene Ontology annotation, biological process: G protein-coupled receptor signaling pathway; cell surface receptor signaling pathway. Gene Ontology annotation, molecular function: protein binding; G protein-coupled receptor activity. NCBI's taxonomy places the organism in Eukaryota, Metazoa, Arthropoda, Insecta, Diptera, Drosophilidae. Bases 99 to 5576 code for a protein of 1825 amino acids. Gene Ontology annotation, cellular component: plasma membrane. The record is from RefSeq and is a predicted model, not a curated record. The transcript has 3 exons.